This is a messenger RNA of Penicillium verhagenii, 1332 nucleotides long. RefSeq lists its product as uncharacterized. The record is from RefSeq and is a predicted model, not a curated record. Lineage: Eukaryota; Fungi; Ascomycota; Eurotiomycetes; Eurotiales; Aspergillaceae. The transcript has 3 exons. The coding region runs from base 1 to 1332 and encodes 443 amino acids.
AUGAAGCGCGCGGCCAGUUCAGACAUUCCGGGCGAUACAUCAGCAGAGGAACGUCAAAGUUUACAGCAAAUCCUACCCAGUCUCGGAGCCCCAGUCUCCCCGCCACAACUAAAGAGCAAAAUUUACCGACAGGGGCCCAAAGCCACUCAGGCGUUUCCGGCACCGUCCAGCAAGGACCACAGCACGGCUGCUAUUGAGGCAGGCGAAGUCGAAGUUACUGACCAUCUCAGCAUAUUUUCCACAAAGUUGCACGAGUUUACUCGCGCUAGUCUGGACUCUCGGCCAACAUCACGUCUUCCCAUCAAGCAGUGGGCGGAUUUGUACCGACGGAACGAGCAUCCCGAGGGACAUCACUUCGUGAUCCACCAGCACGAUCACCCGAUCGCUGGCCCCCAUUAUGAUUUGCGACUUCAAUUUUCAAAAACAAGCUCAGUCAGUUGGUCGAUCAUGUACGGCCUACCAGGCGACCCGAAUAGCGAGCGACUGAACCGGAAUGCAAUGGAGACUCGAGUUCAUUGCCUAUGGAAUCACCUGGUUGAGACCGCUUCUGUCCAAACUGGCAGUGUCAUUAUCUGGGAUACAGGAGAGUAUGAAAUCUUGCCAUAUGAUGCAGAUAUAUCUCUGCCCGAGACAGAUGAUUCCAGGUCAGAAGACUCCUGUGAUGCACAUUUGGCCGAAGAAGUUCUUUCAGAAAGUGACAAGCUGCAGGAAUCAUUUCGUAAUCGCAAAAUCCGCCUCCGCCUUCACGGAACCCGUUUACCGAAGGACUACACGGUCAUUUUGCGCAUGGACAAAGGUACAGACUACACCCGAACGAACAGGAAAGGCCCCAAGCGACGAAGAAAGCCAGUCGGCCCAGGGCACAUUGCACAAAGGCCGCCAUCUACGUCCGAUUCCGAUAUUGAACCAACAUCGGAAUCGGCACACGAGUCGGCUGCCAAAACACCCCAGACAGGGGAUGCAGAAGCCACUCAUUCCGACAACGAUGUCGAUAUCCAGAUUCAAACGAACAACGCAUACCCUGGUUCCACAAAUACUAUCGGGUCCAUUCAUCAACGCCGCUGGUAUCUAAGCAUGGAUCGAACAAACUCUGGGUUCACGUUAGUGAAGCCACGGAAUGAGGACGGGAUAACGCCAUCGUCUUCCAAAAAGAGGGUGUGGGUUCGGACUCGUAGUAGGGAUGGCACAGUAGGUGGAUUCGAACCCUUUUUUGUACACGGUCCGGAAGUUGAGCGGAGUAUCGUGACGGGGCGUUUAGGAAAAGAUGUACUCGGCGAUGAGGAAGUUGAAGGAUUCGUGCCCAGGCGGGGAUGGAGACCUGUUUUGAACUAG